AUGGCUACCGAUAAGCUGGAUUUCGUUUUCAAAAAGAUCGAUGAGCUUGCUGCUGCUGUUGCCCCGGAGUAUAACAUCAUCAAUGAUCGACUCGCACCAGCAGUCAAGAUCCCAUCAAUUUCAUCUGACCGAAGCCCUGAUGGACGCAAAAAUGUAGUCGCUAUGACGGAUUUUCUAGAAAAUCAACUAAAGGCAUUACAUGCAUCAGUCCAUCGCUAUCCACUAGGGCCAGAACCCGACACCGACCUCCAACUCCCCGACAUAAUAAUCGCCAAUUACCCCUCAACAUACGACGCAAACAAAAAAACCAUCCUAAUCUACGGCCACUACGAUGUGCAACCCGCAGGAGACGGCUGGACAACCAACCCAUGGACCCUCACUGAAAAAGAAGGAAAACUGUACGGACGCGGUUCUACCGACGACAAAGGCCCUCUCCUCGCCUGGCUCAACGCACUAGAAGCCUACCAACUAGCUAACAUCGACGUACCCGUCAAUCUCAUAUUCUGUUUCGAAGGAAUGGAAGAAUCGGGAUCAACUGGUUUUGCGACUUUCGCAUCAUCGCCUGCUAAUAGCCACAUAUUCGCCCAUGUAGACGCAGCAUGUAUAUCUGACAAUUACUGGCUUACGACGCGCAAACCCUGUUUAACAUAUGGAUUGAGAGGGAUAAAUUAUUUCAAGCUGACGGUUGAGCAUCCGGGGGUCCAGUUGCAUAGUGGGAUGUUUGGGGGAUGUGUGUAUGAACCUAUGACUGAUUUGGUGAUUCUUCUGUCGAAAUUGGUGGAUUCGCAGGGGAGGAUUUUGAUUCCGGGGAUCGAGGAGUUGGUCGAGGGGGUUACGGAGGAGGAGGUGCAGGAGUAUGCGACGAUUGAGUUUACGACGAGGGAUUUUCAGGAUACGAUUGGGAGUCGGGCGAAUAUUUUUGAGGAUCCGAAGGAUACUCUUAUGCAUCGGUUUAGGUUUCCGAGUCUUACGAUUCACGGCAUAACCGGUGCCGACUCCUCCCCCAACCAAACCACCUCCAUCGCACCCAGCGUAACCGCGAAAUUCUCCAUCCGCACCGUCCCCUACAUGGAUCAAAACUCCAUCACCAAUCUCACAACCCACCACCUCAUGCACGAAUUCGACAAACUCAGAAGUAAAAAUACAUGUCGCGUGGAACUAUUUGGAGAAUCUGCUCCGUAUUGGCUUGGGACAUCCGAUGAUGCGAAUUUUCGGGCUGGGAAGAUGGCCACGCAGAGGGUUUAUAAGACUGAGCCGGAUUUGACGAGGGAGGGGGGGAGUAUUGGAGUAACGCUUGAUUUACAGAAUGUGUUGGGAGAGAAGAGUAUUAUGUUGUUGCCGGUAGGGAUGUCUGAUGAUGGGGCUCAUGGACCUAAUGAGAAACUUGACAGGGUGAAUUAUAUUGAGGGGAGUAAAUUGCUAGGGGCUUAUUGGUAUUAUUUUGCCAAUCCUUAUUCUUAG
Molecule: messenger RNA, 1461 nt
Organism: Sclerotinia sclerotiorum 1980 UF-70
Lineage: Eukaryota; Fungi; Ascomycota; Leotiomycetes; Helotiales; Sclerotiniaceae
Exons: 6
Coding region: 1-1461 (486 amino acids)
Biological process (GO): proteolysis
Molecular function (GO): peptidase activity
Source: RefSeq, a predicted model, not a curated record